CGGCUGCGGCUCGAGUGAGAGCCCGGUUUACCGCGCCCAGCCGGGUCCUGGGGGAGAGCCGCGCGCGGGCGAGCGGGCGCCGCGUCCCGCUCCUCAGGCAGGGGGGCGAGCCGGCUCCCGUGCUCCGCCAGCUCCCGGUGGUUUCUUAGAAACAUGAUUGUUUGUUGGACUUGAUCUCACAUCCUGGUGAGGACUUCUUUACUGAUAAUGUCAAGUUCAGGUUACCCCCCCAACCAAGGAGCAUUCAGCACAGAACAAAGUCGUUAUCCUGCCCACUCCGUUCAGUAUACUUUUCCCAGCACCCGUCACCAGCAGGAGUUUGCAGUCCCUGACUAUCGAUCUUCUCAUUUGGAAGUCAGUCAGGCAUCACAGCUUUUGCAGCAGCAACAGCAACAGCAGCAGCUUCGCAGGCGACCUUCUUUGCUUUCAGAAUUUCACCCAGCCCCUGACAGGCCUCAAGAAAGAAGAACUGGAUAUGAACAGUUUCACCCAGGCCCAUCCUCAGUGGAUCAUGAUUCCCUGGAAUCCAAGAGACCACGUUUGGAGCAGGUUUCUGAUUCCCACUUUCAGCGUGUCAGUGCUGCAGUCUUACCACUAGUGCACACACUGCCAGAAGGGUUGAGGUCUUCUGUAGAUGCUAAGAAGGAUCCAGCAUUUGUAGGCAAACAUGAAGCUCCAUCCUCUCCAAUCUCUGGGCAGCCAUGUGGAGAUGAUCAAAAUGCUUCACCUUCAAAACUUUCAAAAGAAGAGUUAAUACAGAGUAUGGAUCGUGUAGAUCGAGAAAUUGCUAAAGUAGAACAGCAGAUCCUUAAACUGAAAAAGAAACAACAACAGCUUGAAGAAGAAGCAGCUAAACCUCCUGAGCCAGAGAAGCCUGUGUCCCCUCCUCCUGUGGAGCAGAAGCACCGCAGUAUUGUCCAAAUUAUUUAUGAUGAGAAUCGGAAAAAAGCAGAAGAAGCUCACAAAAUAUUUGAAGGUCUUGGACCAAAAGUUGAAUUGCCACUCUAUAACCAGCCAUCAGAUACCAAGGUGUACCAUGAGAACAUCAAGACUGGAGUACCUGCAAGGCGCAUGAUGAAAAACCAGGUGAUGAGGAAAAAACUCAUUUUAUUUUUUAAAAGAAGAAAUCAUGCAAGAAAACAAAGGGAACAAAAAAUCUGCCAGCGUUAUGAUCAGCUCAUGGAAGCAUGGGAGAAAAAAGUGGACAGAAUAGAAAACAAUCCUCGGAGGAAAGCUAAAGAAAGUAAAACAAGGGAGUACUAUGAGAAACAAUUUCCAGAAAUUAGAAAACAAAGAGAACAGCAGGAAAGAUUUCAAAGAGUUGGGCAAAGGGGAGCUGGUCUCUCAGCCACCAUUGCUCGAAGUGAACAUGAGAUCUCUGAAAUUAUUGACGGUCUUUCUGAGCAGGAGAACAAUGAGAAACAAAUGCGGCAGCUCUCUGUGAUCCCACCAAUGAUGUUUGAUGCAGAACAGAGACGGGUUAAGUUCAUCAAUAUGAAUGGACUUAUGGAGGAUCCUAUGAAGGUUUAUAAAGAUAGGCAGUUUAUGAAUGUUUGGACUGACCAUGAAAAGGAGAUCUUCAAGGACAAAUUUAUUCAGCAUCCCAAAAAUUUUGGAUUGAUUGCAUCCUAUUUGGAAAGGAAGAGUGUUCCUGAUUGUGUUUUAUACUACUAUUUAACUAAGAAAAAUGAAAACUAUAAAGCCCUUGUAAGAAGAAAUUAUGGAAAACGGAGAGGAAGAAACCAGCAAAUUGCCCGGCCAUCACAAGAAGAAAAAGUAGAAGAAAAAGAGGAAGAUAAAGUAGAAAAAACAGAAAAAAAAGAAGAAGAAAAGAAAGAUGAAGAUGAAAAAGAUGAGAAGGAUGACUCUAAAGAAAAUAACAAGGAAAAGGACAAAACAGAAGGCACUGCUGAAGAAACUGAGGAACGAGAGCAGGCCACACCUCGCGGUCGUAAAACUGCCAACAGUCAGGGGCGCCGCAAGGGCCGGAUCACACGGUCCAUGACCAGUGAAGCUGCGGCAGCCAGUGCUGCGGCCGCUGCUGCCAUGGAGGAGCCUCCGCCGCCUCUGCCCCCGCCACCAGAGCCCAUUUCUUCAGAACCUGUAGAAACUUCUCGAUGGACUGAAGAAGAAAUGGAAGUUGCUAAAAAAGGUCUUGUAGAACAUGGUCGUAACUGGGCAGCCAUUGCCAAAAUGGUGGGAACUAAAAGUGAAGCUCAAUGUAAAAACUUCUAUUUUAACUAUAAAAGGAGACAUAAUCUUGACAACCUUUUGCAGCAGCACAAACAGAAAACUUCACGAAAGCCCCGUGAAGAACGAGAUGUUUCUCAGUGUGAAAGUGUAGCAUCUACUGUUUCUGCUCAGGAAGAUGAAGAUAUUGAAGCCUCUAAUGAAGAAGAAAAUCCAGAAGACAGUGAAGGUGCUGACAAUAGUUCUGAUACAGAAAGUGCUCCUUCUCCUUCACCAGUUGAAGCUGUCAAGCCCAGUGAAGAUAGCACUGAUAAUGCUACUUCUCGAGGAAACACUGAACCUGUGACUGAGCUUGAGUCUUCCACUGAAACCAUACCCAAUGCAUCUCCCCCUUCAGCAGUUCCAAAAUCAGCUGAAAAUGAAAGUGUGGAGACCCAGGCCAAUGACUCCAUCAGCACUGAGCCGGCAGAGCCUAUGGACAUUGAACACCAGGAGUGCACUGCUGAAGUGACUUCUGUCCUUGAUCUCCCCACAACAACUAAAGCAGACUCUACAGAUGUUGAAAUGAGGGUGCCUGAAAACAACCCAUCUAAAGUCGAAGGUGAUACCAAAGAAAGAGACCUGGAGAGAGGCAGUGAGAAUACAGAGCUUAGAGAUGAAGAUUUGGUAUUGACUCAGCAAAUCAGUGCCCAAAGAGCUGAGCCGCAGUCGGAUAAUGAUUCCAGUGCCACCUGCAGUGCUGAUGAAGAUGUGGAUGGAGAGCCAGAGAGGCAGAGAAUAUUUUCUAUGGACACAAAGCCUUCAUUGUUAAACCCCACUGGAUCUAUACUGGUCUCAUCCCCAAUAAAACCAAAUCCACUGGAUCUCCCACAGCUACAGCAUCGAGCUGCUGUUAUCCCACCCAUGGUUUCCUGCACGCCGUGCAGUAUACCAAUCGGAACGCCAGUGAGCGGCUAUGCUCUCUACCAGCGGCACAUCAAGGCAAUGCAUGAGUCAGCUUUGCUGGAGGAGCAGCGACAAAGGCAAGAACAGAUAGAUUUGGAAUGUAGAAGUUCCACAAGUCCAUGUGGGAGUUCUAAGAGUCCAAGCAGAGAGUGGGAAGGAAAAUCAGUCGCCUAUAUGCCUUAUGCUGAGGUCAAACGUGCUCUAGAACAGGAAGCACAGAUGCACAAUACUGCAGCAAGGUCAGCCUCACCGUGUAGGCUCUCACCAAGAGAAGUCAGUAAAGCCGCUCCACAGCCUGAUAUGAGUGCAGCCCGCUAUAGUGUCCCUCCAGUCCUCCAGCCUGCUCCACAUCAAGUGAUAACUAAUCUCCCUGAAGGGGUUCGGCUUCCAACGACUCGACCCACUAGGCCGCCUCCUCCUCUCAUCCCAUCAUCUAAAACCGCAGUGGCUACAGAAAAACCAUCUUUUAUACUGGGAGGCUCCAUCUCACAGGGAACACCUGGCACUUAUUUGACUUCUCAUAAUCAGGCUUCCUACACUCCAGAAACAGCAAAGCCCUCGGUGGGAUCUAUAUCACUUGGACUGCCACGGCAACAGGAGCCUUCCAAAUCAGUUUCUGUGCCCUACAUCAAGCAGGAAGAAUUUUCUCCUCGAAGUCAAAACUCACAGCCUGAAGGUCUAUUGGUCAGGGCCCAACAUGAGGGUGUGGUCAGAGGCACCACAGGAGCUAUUCAAGAAGGUAGUAUAACUCGAGGAACUCCAACCAGCAAAAUUUCAGUGGAAAGUAUCCCCUCACUGCGGGGUUCAAUCACUCAGGGUACCCCUGCUUUGUCCCAGGCUGGUAUACCAACUGAAGCAUUGGUGAAGGGAUCCAUUUCUAGAAUGCCCAUUGAAGAAAGCAGUCCUGAGAAAGGCAGAGAGGAAGCUGCAUCCAAAGGCCAUGUUAUUUAUGAAGGAAAAAGUGGACACAUUUUGUCAUAUGAUAAUAUCAAGAAUGCCAGAGAAGGAACAAGGAGUCCAAGAACAGCUCAUGAAAUCAGUUUGAAAAGAAGCUAUGAAUCAGUGGAAGGAAAUAUAAAGCAGGGCUUGUCAAUGAGGGAGUCUCCUGUCUCAGCACCACUAGAGGGAUUGAUAUGCCGAGCAUUACCCAGAGGUAGCCCUCAUUCUGAACUCAAAGAAAGGACUGUGCUGUCAGGUUCCAUAAUGCAGGGCACACCAAGAGCAGCAACCGACAACUUUGAAGAUGGCCUUAAAUAUCCCAAACAAAUUAAAAGGGAGAGUCCUCCCAUACGGGCAUUUGAAGGUGCCAUUACCAAAGGAAAACCUUAUGAUGGCAUUACCACUAUCAAAGAAAUGGGGCGUUCCAUACAUGAGAUUCCCCGGCAAGAUAUUGUAACUCAGGAAAGCCGAAAAACUCCAGAAGUGGUACAGAGCACAAGGCCGAUAAUCGAGGGGUCCAUCUCCCAGGGUACACCAAUAAAAUUUGAUAGCAACUCAGGUCAAUCCGCCAUCAAACACAAUGUCAAAUCCUUAAUCACGGGGCCCAGCAAACUACCCCGUGGGAUGCCUCCAUUGGAAAUUGUACCAGAAAACAUAAAAGUGGUAGAGCGGGGGAAAUACGAGGAUGUGAAGACAGGUGAGCCAGUUCGCUCCCGGCACACAUCAGUGGUAAGCUCUGGCACCUCCGUGCUGAGGUCAACACUUCAUGAAGCUCCCAAAGCACAGUUGAGCCCUGGGAUUUAUGAUGAUAACAGUGCACGGCGGACUCCUGUGAGUUACCAAAACACCAUCUCCAGGGGCUCACCCAUGAUGAGCAGAACUUCUGAUGUUACAAUUUCUUCUAGCAAGUCUACCAAUCAUGAAAGAAAAUCAACACUGACCCCUACCCAAAGGGAGAGCAUACCAGCCAAGUCCCCAGUCCCUGGGGUGGACCCUGUAGUAAGCCACAGCCCUUUUGACCCCCACCAUAGGGGCAGCACUGCAGGAGAGGUUUAUCGGAGUCAUCUUCCUGCACACUUGGACCCAGCCAUGCCAUUUCACAGAGCUCUGGACCCUGCAGCUGCUGCUUACCUGUUUCAGAGACAGCUUUCACCAACCCCAGGCUACCCGAGUCAGUAUCAGCUUUAUGCAAUGGAGAACACCAGACAGACAAUCCUCAAUGACUAUAUUACCUCACAGCAGAUGCAAGUGAACUUGCGCCCAGAUGUGGCUAGAGGACUCUCCCCACGGGAGCAGCAGCUGGGUCUCCCAUAUCCAGCAACAAGGGGAAUCAUUGACCUGACCAAUAUGCCUCCAGCGAUUUUAGUGCCUCACCCAGGAGGAACAAGUACUCCUCCCAUGGACAGAAUCACUUAUAUUCCUGGUACCCAGAUUACUUUCCCUCCAAGGCCAUACAACUCUGCUUCUAUGUCUCCAGGACACUCAACGCACCUUGCAGCAGCUGCAAGUGCUGAGAGAGAGCGUGAGAGGGAACGUGAAAGGGAGCGCGAGCGGGAGAAGGAACGGGAGCGGGAACGGAUUGCUGCAACAUCCUCAGACCUCUACCUUCGGCAAGGCUCAGAACAGCCUGGAAGACCUGGCAGUCAUGGUUACGUUCGCUCCCCAUCCCCUUCAGUAAGAACUCAGGAGCCCAUAUUGCAACAGAGACCCAGCAUUUUCCAGGGAACCAAUGGAACCAGUGUAAUUACACCUUUGGAUCCAAAUGCUCAGCUCCGAAUCAUGCCACUGCCUGCUGGGGGCCCUUCAAUAAGUCAAGGUCUGCCAGCCUCCCGUUACAACACAGCUGCAGAUGCCCUGGCUGCUCUUGUGGAUGCUGCAGCUUCCGCCCCGCAGAUGGAUGUUUCCAAAACAAAAGAGAGUAAGCAUGAAGCUGCCAGGGUAGAAGAAAAUUUGAGAAGCAGGUCAGCAGCAGUUAGUGAACAACAGCAGCUAGAACAGAAAACCAUGGAGGUGGAGAAGAGAUCUGUUCAGUGUCUGUACACUUCUUCAGCUUUUCCAAGUGGCAAGCCCCAGCCUCAUUCUUCAGUAGUUUAUUCAGAGGCUGGGAAAGAUAAAGGGCCUCCUCCAAAAUCCAGAUAUGAGGAAGAGCUAAGGACCCGAGGGAAGACUACCAUUACUGCAGCUAACUUCAUAGACGUGAUCAUCACCCGGCAAAUUGCCUCGGACAAGGAUGCAAGGGAACGUGGCUCUCAAAGUUCAGACUCUUCUAGUAGCUUAUCUUCACACCGGUAUGAAGCACCUGGUGAUGCUAUUGAGGUGAUAAGUCCUGCCAGCUCACCUGCUCCCCCUCAGGAAAAGCUCCAGGCCUACCAGCCAGAGGUCGUCAAGGCCAGUCAAGCAGAAAGUGAUGCCAGCAGACAGUAUGAAGGCCCAUUACAUCACUACCGAUCACAGCAGGAGUCCCCGUCUCCACAGCAGCUGCCCCCCUCUGCACAGGCAGAGGGGGUGGGACAAGUGCCCAGGACCCACCGACUGAUCACACUUGCUGAUCACAUCUGUCAAAUUAUCACACAGGAUUUUGCUAGAAAUCAAGUUUCCUCACAACCACCCCAGCAGCCUCCCACUUCUACAUUCCAAAGCUCAUCUUCUGCUCUGGUAUCUACACCUGUACCUGUAAGGACAAAAUCUUCAAAUCGAUAUAGCCCAGAAUCCCAGUCUCAGUCUGUCCACCAUCAAAGACCAGGAUCAAGAGUCUCUCCAGAAAAUAUGGUGGACAAAUCCAGGGGAAGGCCUGGAAAAUCCCCAGAGAGGAGUCAUGUCUCUUCAGAGCCCUAUGAGCCCAUCUCCCCACCCCAAGUUCCAGUUGUGCAUGAGAAACAAGACAACAUGCUGCUAUUGUCUCAGAGAGGAGCAGAGCCGGCAGAACAGAGGAAUGAUUCCCGCUCACCUGGAAGUAUAAGCUACUUGCCUUCAUUCUUCACCAAGCUUGAAAACACAUCACCCAUGGUUAAAUCAAAGAAGCAGGAGAUUUUUCGUAAGUUGAACUCCUCUGGUGGAGGUGACUCUGAUAUGGCUGCUGCCCAGCCAGGAACUGAGAUCUUUAACCUGCCAGCAGUCACUAGUUCAGGCUCAAUUAGUUCUCGAGGUCAUUCUUUUGCUGAUCCUGCCAGUAAUCUUGGUCUAGAAGACAUUAUCAGAAAGGCUCUCAUGGGAAGCUUUGAUGACAAAGUUGAGGAUCAUGGAGUUGUCAUGUCUCAGUCUGUGGGAGUUGUGGCUGGUGGUGCCAACACCUCAGUUGUGACCAGCACUGAGACAAGGAGAGAGGAAGGGGACCCAUCACCUCAUUCAGGAGGAGUUUGCAAACCAAAGCUGAUCAGCAAGUCAAACAGCAGAAAGUCUAAAUCUCCUAUUCCUGGGCAAGGCUACUUAGGAACAGAACGACCCUCUUCUGUCUCCUCUGUACAUUCAGAAGGGGAUUACCACAGGCCAGCGCAAGGGUGGGCCUGGGAAGAUAGGCCAUCCUCAACAGGUUCCACUCAGUUUCCAUAUAACCCUCUGACUAUGCGGAUGUUAAGCAGUACCCCACCAACACCCAUUGCAUGUGCUCCAACUUCUAUGAACCAAGCAGCUCCUCACCAACAGAACAGGAUCUGGGAGCGAGAGCCUGCCCCACUGCUCUCAGCACAGUAUGAGACACUGUCGGACAGUGAUGACUGAACUGUUCAGAGAAGCAAUCUUGGAAGGGCCAGUAUGUGGGCAAGGAAUGUCAAGUUUUGGGUGGCUUAAUUUUAUUUGCAGGUCGAAAACCUGCCCCUCCUACAAUUUGUGCCCAGAGACUUUUCCCAAGAGCCUGGACCAUGGAUGAAGAAAUGAUGAAAAUUUAUUUGGAGAGUCAAAUGGGAGGAGGGAUCCAGCCUUUGACAUAGGCAAUUCAGUGAAUAAUGAUAGAGCAGGGCUGGAAUGUAGUUUUUUAAAAAAGUGGACAAUUCUGUUCGUAUAUUUCUUUGUAAAGAAAACCAUAAUGUCUUUAAAUCACUCUUCUGUAAAUAGAUGAUCUUUUUGCAGUGUUUCCCUUCACUGUAGUAGCCGGUGUACUUAUGUUCAAAGUAGCACAUCAACUUUGGGGGGUAACUUUUAAAUCUCUUUUCAUCGGUCUUUCUAACUCUCACCUUCUAAACAACCUCACACAGCUCAGCUACAUAAUGUUGGCUGUAAUGGGCAUUGUACUUUUAUCCAGUUUUGUUUUCCUCUAAACCCAGCUUUCCAGUGAUGUUUAAAAUCUUGUGGAAAUAUUUAGAUUUUUAACACAGACCCUGUCAUAAAAAUCUGUAUAUUAACAUAGUAGGGUUGAAAGGCAGGAGAGACAAAAUCCUGCUGUACUGUAAAUUUCCAGUGCAGACUUUUAAUUUUUUUAUAUAUAUUAGUAACACUGAAAAAAAUUGCAUGGGGAUAUUAUAGUUCAGUUUUUAAACUUUUAAAUGCUUAUUUGAGCAUACCUCACUGUUAUGCACCACUGGUAAUUUUACUAUGCCCCAGGUAUUCCCCCCCCCCCCAUUUGAUGCAGCCCAUCAAGGUUUUUGUUUUGAAAUAAAUUUGACUACCCUGUCCAUA
Erinaceus europaeus (western European hedgehog) is the source of this 8685-nucleotide messenger RNA. It is a transcript of the gene NCOR1, whose product is annotated as nuclear receptor corepressor 1. Lineage: Eukaryota; Metazoa; Chordata; Mammalia; Eulipotyphla; Erinaceidae. The record is from RefSeq and is a predicted model, not a curated record. Gene Ontology annotation, molecular function: transcription corepressor activity; nuclear thyroid hormone receptor binding. Gene Ontology annotation, biological process: negative regulation of transcription by RNA polymerase II. Bases 208 to 7791 code for a protein of 2527 amino acids. The transcript has 48 exons.